UUAGAAGUUUUAACUACUUCAUAGUUUCAAGCUGUAGAAGUUGACUAUUUUCAAACAGUUUACCAAAGUUAAGAAUAUCUGCAAUCUACAAAAAUGGCUUCUGACAAAAAAGUUAAAUUUCCUGAAAAAUUUAUGAUUGGAACCGGAUCCAGUGCGUAUCAAAUUGAAGGUGCAUGGGACGCAGAUAACAAGGCUCCUAGUAUCUGGGAUGAUUAUUUCCAUAUUAAAAAAUACACCGAACCACCAACGGUUUCGUUUUCAGCUCCAAAGAAAAAUAUUAAUGAUUUUCACAAAGGAACUGAACUCCCAACUCUUUAUUCGGAAACUACUACGACAUAUAUCAAUGGGGAUAUUGCUUGUGAUUCUUAUAAUAAACUCGAUGAAGAUAUUGACAACUUGGUUGAACUUGGAGUUAAUACGUACCGGUUUUCUAUAAGUUGGCCCAGAGUUUUGCCAGAUGCUGAUGACCGAAACCCAAACUAUAUUGGAAUUAAAUAUUACGAAACGUUAAUUAAAAAACUUAUUGCAAAAAAAAUUACACCACUGGUAACAAUAUAUCACUGGGAUAUGCCUAGCAUUCUUCAAGACCUUGGUGGAUGGUCGAAUCCAAAUAUUGUUGAAUAUUUUGUAAAUUACGCAAAUUUCCUUUUCAGAACAUUUGGCAAAUAUGUCAAAUAUUGGACUACAAUUAAUGAACCCAGAUUGGUAGUUAAUGCUUAUGGUAAUGAGCUCUUGGCGCCCAGUAUUGGUGAAAUGUUCAACGGUAUCGCCGACUACAUGGCCGCUCGCAAUGUGUUGCUUGCUCACGCAGCAGUUUACAGGUUGUACAAGAAAGAUCAUUUCGCCGAGCAACAGGGUUAUAUCAGUAGUUUGUGUUUUGACACAAUGGCGUUUUUUCCAAAAGAUCCGAAAUCAGAAGAGGACAAACAUACUGUUUCAAAAGCAUACGACUUUAUGCUUGGAUUAUUCGCUCAGCCAUUGAUUGACGGCAACUUUCCAAAAUCAGUGAUAGAUGGUGUCGCCAAAACAAACAAAAUUGAAAAUAUAGCUUUAAAGCGUAUCGUCGAAUUUAGCGAGGAAGAAAAAAAUGAUAUCAAAGGUUCUUAUGAUUUUAUUGCUUUCAAUUAUUACGAUUCGGCCAAGGUAACACCAAUGGUCGAUGAACAAUACGUAAAACAGAAAUAUUUACAAAAAAGAGAUUUUGGCGUAGCAUUUGACAUAGCGAAUAUAACCAUGGAAGAUACCUUUAAAGGAUUUACUGAGGUAGUAACUUGGUUUAAAAAAAAAUUUGGCGAAACUACGGAACUGUUUAUUGCUGAAAAUGGCUUUGCUGAAAAAUAUGGUACAGAUGAAACUGAUAAAAAAAUCAAAUAUCAUACUGGCAUUUGGACUGAACUUGAAAAAGCCUUAAACGAUGGUGUUGCUAUUAAAGGGUAUUGUGUUUGGUCGUUUAUGGAUUCGUUGGAAUGGACAAGUGGAUAUUUUAAAAAAUCGUACGGUAUAUAUAGAGUGGACUUUAACGACCCAAAAAGACCCCGUUCCAAGAAGUCGUCAUUUGCGUUUUUCAAACAUCUAUUCGAAACCAAAUCGUUGCUAUUUACCAAAGUUAAGACUCUGCAACCUAAAAAAAUGGCUUCUGAUAAAAAAUUUAAGAUUGCUGAUGACUUUUUGAUUGGAACCGGAUCUAGUGCGUUUCAAAUUGAAGGUGGAUGGAAUCAAGAUAAAAAGAGUCCUAGUAUCUGGGAUGAUUAUUUCCACACUAAAAAUCUCAAAGUCACCAAUCCAACAAUUGCUAAGUCAGCACCCCGGAAGAAAUACACUAAUUUUCACAGAGGAACAGAUUUCGAACCUUUAGAUGAAACUAAUAAUAUGGAGAUAAUCAAUGGAGAUAUUGCUUGUGAUUCUUAUAAUAAACUCGACGAAGAUAUUAAAAACUUGGUUGAACUUGGAGUUAAUACUUACCGAUUUUCUAUAAGUUGGCCCAGAGUUUUGCCAACUGCCGAUGACCGAAACGAAAACGAACCUGGAAUUAAUUAUUACAAAUUGUUAAUUAAAAAUCUUAUUAAAAACAAAAUUACACCUGUGGUAACGAUGUACCACUGGGAUCUGCCGAACAUUCUUCAAGGCCUAGGUGGAUGGUCGAAUCCACACAUUGUUGAAUAUUUUGUAAAUUACGCAGAUUUUCUUUUCAGAACAUUUGGCAAAGAUGUAAAAUAUUGGACAACAAUCAAUGAACCCAGAUUCGUAGCUAAUGCUUAUGGUGAUGAAACAAUGGCGCCCAGUGUUGGUGUAGUGUUCAACGGUUUUGCCGAAUACAUGGUCAUUCGUAAUUUGUUGCUUGCCCACGCAGCAGUUUACAGGAUGUACAAGAAAAAGUACUACGAAACACAGAAGGGUAAGAUCAGUUUGUGUUUUGACACUGCGGCGUAUUUCCCAGAAAAUCCUAAACUGCAGGCGGACAUCGAUGCUGUUCCAAAAGCAUUCGAUUUUAUGCUUGGAAUAUUCACUGAACCAUUGAAAAACGGCAAUUUUCCAGAUUCAGUGUUAAAAUCUAUCGCUGAUACAAACAAACGUGAAAAAAUAACUAUAAAGCGUAUCAUUGAAUUUAGCGAGACAGAAAAAAAAGAUAUCAUAGAUUCAUAUGAUUUUAUUGCUUUCAAUUAUUAUGAUUCAUUCAAGGUACAAGGAAUAACCGAUGAUGAUUACAAAGAACAAGAUUUUUUGUUAAAUAAAGAUUUAAGAGUAAAAGUUAUACCGAAUGGAACAAACUUGGCAGAUACCUUUCAAGGAUUUACUAAUGUGGUAGAUUGGCUUAAGAAAAAUUUAAACAAACCGGAACUGUUUAUUGCUGAAAAUGGUAUUUAUGAUGCACCGAAUAAAGAAAAUAAUGAAUUAAAAAUUGAAUAUCAUCGUGGAAUUUGGACUGAAAUUGAAAAAGCAGUAGAGAAAGGUGCUGCUAUUAAAGGGUAUUGUGUCUGGUCGUUUAUGGAUUCGUUGGAAUGGUCAAAAGGAUAUUUUGAUAAAUGGUUUGGUAUAUAUAAAGUGGACUUCAACGACCCAGAUAGACCCCGUACCAAGAAACAAUCAUUUGACUUCUUCCAACAUCUUUUCAAAUUCAAAGCAUUACCACCACCUAUUAAAUCUAAUAAAUAAUGUUUCUAUGAAAUUGGUUUAUUUUAGAUUUUUAGAGGACUUUAAUAGUUGUCGACAUUUAUUACCUAUGCUUAAAU
Messenger RNA from Rhopalosiphum maidis (corn leaf aphid), 3230 nucleotides. Its product is annotated as lactase-phlorizin hydrolase-like. Gene Ontology annotation, biological process: carbohydrate metabolic process. The record is from RefSeq and is a predicted model, not a curated record. NCBI's taxonomy places the organism in Eukaryota, Metazoa, Arthropoda, Insecta, Hemiptera, Aphididae. The transcript is spliced from 25 exons. Bases 94 to 3153 code for a protein of 1019 amino acids. Gene Ontology annotation, molecular function: beta-glucosidase activity.